AAAUUAAUUUGACCACGGCCCCCGCCCCAAACGGGAGAAGAAAGUUGUCACUUUAAAUAUUCGUUUUAUUUGGUUCAUUUGCUCGUACCGUACAACUCAGCGCUGAGCAAUUGCACUUCCGAAAUUACGUGAUCGAGCUGAAAAUACAAUAACAAUGGCGAGCUUCACUCAAUUUGUUAUAUGUUUGGGAUUGAUUCUCAAGAUUUCACUUGCUGCUGAUGAGGCAAAGACUCCAUUCGACGAUGUUUUUGAAGAUGUAACAUCAUGUAGUUCAUCAUGUGAAAGGACGUAUCCCCUACACACAUAUCCAAAGAUGGAGGAUUUGCGAGCAUGUCAACGAGGAUGCCGUCUUUUUUCUAUGCUCGAAUUUGGUGAAGUAGAUUAUGAAACAACAGACUUUAAUAGUACCAAACAGGCUUGCAAAGGAGCUUGCCAUGAAGCAUAUAGCAAUGAUGAGCUGUUGUUUGCCUGCUGUCUCGGAUGUACAGAACAGGUUCCAUUUGCUAAACAGAUGAGAAGACAGUAUGCCAGCCAGGAAGCAAGCAUGCACCUCAUCGUCCCUCUCUUCUCAGUACAUAGCAUCUUUCAGCAGCUGACGUCCAGUGCACGAGGGGUCUCCUUCUCCCAGGCGAUGUUCUACUGGCAGGGCGAUAAUAAUCAGCUGUACAUCUUCGAGACCCAGCCAGAGAUUGAUAUCUUCACCGUAGAUCCUGACCCACAGGAUCCCUUCAAUUUUGGCAAGCAGUUCAACGGCUUUGAGACUAACCUAGAAGUACUUAACGAUCACGACCCGACCUCUGACCCUUCGCGACCUUACGCCACUCACCUUGAUACGUCUAGCUGGUUGGACUGCGUGGCCAAACGAUCAGGGCUCCCUCGCUGGCUACUCUCAAUCACCAUCCUCCUCUCCUCUGUCGCCCUCUUGUGGCUGUGCUGUGCAACCAUGGUUACCGCUCCAGAAAGGAGAGUCAGAGCACCUAAAUUAAGUAUCAAUGGAGACUUGGAAUACCUGAAGCAGAAUAAGAAAUGCCCCGAUGGACACAUUCCCAUUUAUAUCUCAACCUACACGACCAAGCCAAGCACCAAUGAUACCGAUGACGAUGUCGAACCGCUGCCACUCAACAUUGAUAUAAUCCCUACGCAAUCAAAGAUAUAGUCUGCAUGCCAGACAGACCCUUUCAUAAUAGAAAGGAGUUGUUUGGACACCCUGUUUUUCUUACAUAUAAUAUUCAGUUUACGUGCUGUAUCAUCUCAAAUGAAAUUGAUAAUCGGAUCAUGGUUGUAUUGCACAGCAACUGUACAUGUAUGGAGGUAUAUACUGAUAUAUUUUCAAUUUACAAACAAUAUAUAUUUAUAGUUCUAUAUUUAAACUCUGAUAUUGUCUGAUUGGAAUCAGUUUAGCCAAGAAGUUUUUAAGAAUUGAGACACAAGGGACAUCAGAUAAAUUCAUGAAUAGGUUUUAUGUUUCCCCAUCUAUUCAAAUUCCUUUGUUGAGUGCCCUGGCUGUCAGAAAUAAGACAUCCGUAUACAUGUAUUUUGCUGCUCUUAUCUCUGAAACAAAUAAUAUUGGAUACAUGUGUUUCAUAAUUCAUUGUACGCUCUUUCAUUCUCAUUUUACUCAGUAAAAAUAGUUCUAUACUGAGACAAAUACACUACAUUGUAUAACCUUUUUAAUGCUGCAUACGCCUUGUAUACAGGUGUGUGUAUUUCAUUCUACGUACCGAAAGGAACUCUAGGCAAAAAGUAUCAUAUUUUUCAAUCUAUCCAAUUUUGAUAUUUGUGUAGAUAAUCUUCAUACACCUUUAGAUACGUGUGUAAUAUUCACAGGUAGGAUGAAGUACACUUCAUGUAGCAAUUUUGUUUAAAAGUUGGGUACAUUACUAGGGGCUGAAAGAAAUAAUUUUUUUUAAAUGUAUCUUCAAACAGAGUUUGAACCUUGGUAUGGUGUAUUUUCAUUGUCGGUAUAUUGUUUUAAUAAUAGAUACCAUUAUUAGAAGUAGAGCUGUGCACAUUGAAACAUCACAUUUCUUGCAUGUUUUUCAAUGAAGAAUUUAGAUGAAAAUAUCUGCCAUGUUUUCAACCGAUGUUGCACUGGGACUAUCACCUCAUGCUUUCAUGUACUUGUAUAGCUAUAUCAUCAUUCAAAUAUUGAAUCAUUGCGAUUCUGGUUUUUCUCCUCAAUGCAAUAUUAUCAAGAUCCAUUUUUUUUUUUUCAUUUUUGGUAUGUUCAUGUACUGUUGAAUAGCAUAACUAGCAUUCUUGGAUUACGAUGGUAUACGAUGUACAUGUUUAUUGCUCUUUUAAUUGUAGUUAGAGGUUGCAUGUUCAUGUAGAAUUAUAUAAUUGGAAGUAUAACUGAAAAUGUAUUAUACAGAUGUAAAGUAGGGAUUUCUAUUUAUAUUUUAUUCACUUGAUAUACAUGUAGGUUUGGAUUUCCAUUCUUUGUGACGGUUUUGUGUAAUUUUUACAAGUUUAUAAUUUUUAUUUUUAAUCUGUAUUCCGUUAUUUGCACUUUUUUCCCUAUAAAUUCUUAGAUUGAUUUGUGGCAUUUUAUCCUGUAGUGGAAUAUUAUUUUCCCAAAAAAAAAAAAAAAAUUCAAUUGCAAUAGUGUGAUUUGCUGAUUACAAAACAGGGUCAUGGUUGCUUUCUUUACAUCUUAUCAAUUGAAGUAUUUCUAAAACAGUUUAAUUAUUUUGAUAUCCCAGUACCCUCCAACACAAAAGCAUACAUUCAUUCUUUACAAUUGAUAAUUAUUUAUGUGGUUUGCUAUCUAUUCAAAUAACAAUUAAUUUAAUGUUAAUUUGAUUGUAUGCUUUAUGUCAAGCCUGCCACACACCACGCGAUCUGACUGCGACACUAUUUUCAGACAAAUCGCAUUUUAAAGUUCCAAGAUGAACAAUGAUUUUAUUUGAAGUUCGGUGUAAUGCUAUGAAUGCUAAAAUCAGAAUUCUGCUUUGCUGCUAGCCUUCUGGUCGUAUAGAGUCCGAACUGUGUUCAAUUUGCAUCUUUUGAUGACGUCAUUAUGAUUUGGAAUGGAAUUUGCUGAUAUUCCUACAGGAAGGCUUGAAAUACACUGGAAUUAUUUUGCUUUCGUAUUCAUACCAAUGUUCAGAACUUUGAUUGUAAAGAUUUUUAUUUUGGAAUGCUCAUAUAAGAUGCUAUUACAAUUACAUACUUUGAAAAUUGGAUAGCAACGGAUCAUGCAGUGGGUGCUGGGCAUUUCUGGAACUAGAUUUCUUACCUGUAUUUUCAAUACAUGUUCUACAAAAGAGUGAAUAACUUUCAAGCAGGCCUUUGUUGCAGAACUGUUUUUAAAGAGCUUAUUAUUAUCA
Molecule: messenger RNA, 3332 nt
Organism: Lytechinus pictus (painted urchin)
Lineage: Eukaryota; Metazoa; Echinodermata; Echinoidea; Temnopleuroida; Toxopneustidae
Product: transmembrane protein 59-like
Exons: 6
Coding region: 155-1156 (333 amino acids)
Source: RefSeq, a predicted model, not a curated record